AUGAUCUAAAAGCUUGUGAAUAUAGGCACGAAUUUACUCUUUUUGCUUGGUAUUUUCUGGGUAAUUUUUUCUUCAGUGAUCUUUUCUUAGUACAUGGAAAUGAGUGAAUACUUUAGUUUCUUUUCUGGAGCACUUUUAAUUGGCAUCUUUUUUGGUAUUGCCCUUAUAAUAUGGGCUCUCUUAGGAAUGAUAGCAAUUUGUAAAAAGUUAAAUUAUUUAUUAAUUGCAUACAAUCUUGGAAUGUUUGUUUUCUUUUUGCUCUAAGUUGCUAUUCUAAUUUUAAGUAUAUUUGCUGCAAGUUCUAUAAAUAGUUAUAAAAAUGAUACUUCAUGUACUAAAUAAUCAUUUUUAAUUGAGUUAGCUGAAUUAAAUGCUGUCUCAUAUUAAACACUUUGCUAAAACGAUUGUUAAUGUCAUUUUGAGGGAAAUAAGGCUCAAGCCUAAAAUCUUGGUAUUAAAAAUUAUAUUAAUAACGAGCUCUAUCCACAAAAAAUACAAGAAUGCCAAGCUUUCAAUUUUUUUGAUUUGCAAGAUAAAGAUGAAAACAGCAAUUUCCUAUAAGCUUUAGAAGAAACAUUUUAUUGCAGCGGUUUUUGUUCAAUAAACUCUUACUAUGUGUUUAGCAAUGUAAAUGAUGGUAUCCCAAACAAAGAUUGCAAAUAGGAAGCUCUUGAAUUUUUUGAAAAGAAUAAUAACAUAACUCUAAUUUGUUCUUCAAUAGUAACAUUUUUAAUGGCUCUAAGUUUUAUAUUUUCAGUACUAUGGUGUUUCUAAAAACCUCAAUUAAAUUAUGGGUAUCAAAAAGAAAACUCUAUAAGAAAAAAUGUAGAAAUGCAAUAUAUAAAUACUUAAUGA
Messenger RNA from Tetrahymena thermophila SB210, 855 nucleotides. RefSeq names its product tetraspanin family protein. NCBI's taxonomy places the organism in Eukaryota, Ciliophora, Oligohymenophorea, Hymenostomatida, Tetrahymenidae. Gene Ontology annotation, cellular component: membrane. The record is from RefSeq and is a predicted model, not a curated record. The transcript has a single exon.